GAUUACGUGCAAGUUUACUGAAUGUUUCUUGAUAGAAAGAUACCGGACUCUAUUUCUUCAUAUAUAGUGCCGCUGAUCAGCCUGACUACGCCAGCAGGGGUACUUAUGGCCGCCCAAAAUAUCCCUCGGCUAGUUCCGUACGCUUUCUUCACUCAUAAUGCCGAAAAACCUCUUAAAAGCGCCUGGUUGGCAUAUCGCCAAUAACCUCGAUGCUUUUAUAUAAAGAGAUUAGCAUAAUAUCCAAGUCAAAGACACAG
Aspergillus alliaceus is the source of this 257-nucleotide messenger RNA. RefSeq lists its product as uncharacterized. NCBI's taxonomy places the organism in Eukaryota, Fungi, Ascomycota, Eurotiomycetes, Eurotiales, Aspergillaceae. The transcript has a single exon. The coding region runs from base 22 to 204 and encodes 60 amino acids. The record is from RefSeq and is a predicted model, not a curated record.